Messenger RNA from Sander lucioperca (pikeperch), 1378 nucleotides. RefSeq names its product prostaglandin E receptor 1c (subtype EP1) (gene ptger1c). NCBI's taxonomy places the organism in Eukaryota, Metazoa, Chordata, Actinopteri, Perciformes, Percidae. The transcript is spliced from 3 exons. Gene Ontology annotation, biological process: inflammatory response; adenylate cyclase-activating G protein-coupled receptor signaling pathway; positive regulation of cytosolic calcium ion concentration. Gene Ontology annotation, cellular component: plasma membrane. The record is from RefSeq and is a predicted model, not a curated record. Bases 190 to 1320 code for a protein of 376 amino acids. Gene Ontology annotation, molecular function: thromboxane receptor activity; prostaglandin E receptor activity.
CCUCUGGAGAGAGAACAAGCCGGACCAGGGAGAAUGAGAAUCUGUCAGAGAGGCAGGGGGAAAGAAAGGGAGGACAACAAGAGCAACUGAUUGUGAACAAUAGUGAUUACUAAACGUGGCCAAUCAGGCAGCUCUCAUUUACUCUGCGCCAUCCCAAAUAAUCCAGUGUUCAUCCGGAGGCGAGUGGUGAUGACACUGAAGAUGAGGACACCGCCCAUACUUGUGACUUUGUUUUCUACCUCUUCUAUGCCGUCUAUCCUACACCAGAACCUGAAAAUCAACUCUUCUGAACAGCCAAGUCCCUCGUUGAACAACAGCACCUGGCCAUCGGUCAACUAUUCAGGUUUAGGGAUGUCCUGCUUCACUAUGACAUUUGGCGCCAUCUCCAACCUCACGGCUCUGAGCAUCCUGGCUAAGUCCCGAGUCCGAUUCCGCCGCCAAUCCAAAGCACCAUUUAUGUUACUAACAGUGGCUUUGCUUUUGGCUGACCUCGUAGGUCAUGUGAUCCUAGGCGCCUUUGCUUUGUAUCGGCACAUAGAUCAGAGGUAUAAAAUGCAGGCCGAGAUGCCCAACAAAGUAUUCUGUCAAAUUUUUGGGGCAUGUAUGGUGUUUUUUGGCUUAUGCCCUUUGCUGUUGGGUUGUGCCAUGGCAGUGGAGCGCUGUGUGGCCAUCACCCAGCCCUUUUUCCACGCUGCUAUGAUCACAGUGGCUCAUGUGUGGCGAGUUGUGUUAUUUCUGUCCUCUCUUGCACUUGUGCUGGCAGUUCUACCUUUAUUUGCUGUGGGGACUUACACUACCCAGUCUCCUGGGACAUGGUGUUUCUUGCCUAUCCAUGGUCCACAGUCUAACACCAACCUGGCUCUGGCCUUCUCAUGCCUGGGCCUCACUGCACUUGCUCUUUCCCUACUCUGCAACAUCCUGAGUGGUCUGGCAUUGCUGCAAGCCAGAAUGAAGUCCCACAAUGUAAAUACAAAAUCAGCAGCUCACUGUCGUCGUACAUCGUCUUCCUCCUUGUUUUGUUCGUUGGAUGUAGAGAUGAUGGCGCAACUGGCAGUGAUCACUGUGGUUUCCUGUGUAUGCUGGAGCCCCUUUCUUAUCCAUAUUCUUGUGAUGCAGUUCAAUCAAAGAACAUCAACCCAUGAGAAAGAUGGAUUUAUUCUUCUGGGCUUACGUAUGGCCUCUUGGAAUCAGAUCUUGGACCCUUGGGUUUACAUCUUACUGAGGAAGGCAGUGCUUUUCAGACUUUGUUGUGCUUUCUACACACAGAGACCCACAGUUACAGAAAAUAGGUCCUGUGCAGACACACACAGGCAGGCCUGACCAUGUUGCUCUUGAACUUUUUCCUCCUACUGAAAUAAAGUAUUUGUGUGUUGUGAAA